UCUGCUUUUGAGUCUGUAUUGAAUCCGACGUUCAGCUCUGCGCUCUCAAAUGAGAAACGACUCCCACCGAAAUCGCAACUUUUUUUGUUGCAUAACAAGCCCAAAAAUCGUCGGAUAAACUUUGGUCGGCUUGACAUUUUUUUAAAGUGGUUUUGUUCUGGUUUUGCUUUGUUAUUUUUUGUGAUUGUGUGCAACUGUAUCUGGAAGUUUUCCUUGGACUGAAGUCAUGAUGUCAGAUAUCUCAGUCAACGACCAUCUGGAGGGGAUAUUGUCUGAUUUCGAGGCUUUGAAGAGGUCCUUUGAUAUCGAUGAUGUGAAUGAGAUCCCCACAUCUUCUGUCACAUCUCCCAUCAGCCCGAGUGCAAUCCUCAACAAGUCAAAUGAUGUGAGGAGUCCAGGGAACCAGGUGUCUCCUCCUUACCGCUCCAGGAUUAGUAUCAGCUGCAGUCCUGCCCAGAGUCCUGUUAUGAGAAAUAGGAUGGUGUCCAGUCUCUCCUUCAACCGAGGGAUAUUAGAAAAGCCAACUAUAAAUGCCAAUUCUGGGAUCAACCGAGCCGCCUCUUUUCAAAACAAAUUUAACCCCAAUGGCUUCAUUUCAUCUUCAGGUCCAGGAAGUGACAACGACAGUCUCCAUAGCUCCUCUUCCAGUCUGGAGUACCAGGCCUCUUCUAAACUCUACUCCUACACAAGCCCUCCCCAGAGUCCUCUUGGUGUUGGGGAAUUCAAGGCCCAACGUUUAGGCAGCCCUGCAUUGAAGAAGUUCUCCUCUCAUGGGAAUAUGUUCCAUUCAGAGCUGGAGGGUCCUCUGGUCAUCCCAACUGAACCAAUGGGUAUUAGCCAUGGCUCAAUGCCUUCUCUGGACCUGCAGAUGGAGACUUCAGGGAUGAGACGAGUGAUUUCUCCUGGAUCACGAUUCACCAAUACAGGUCCCCAGUGGGGUGGAAGUCCCCAUAAUAUCCAGAACAGCAGUACCUUUGCAAGGGACUCCUCUCUCAACAACCAGUCUCCUAGACCUAAAGAUCCAGUGCGCCUCAACAAGUUCCCUCUUGACCUUGACAACCUAGUCUUCAAGUCUCAAAUUGAAUCUCCGGGAGCACCUAAACCACCUCCAAGAUUCCACACAUUAUCCAACAGUCCUAUUGUCUCUGCAAGUCCCUCUGCAUCAAUCAGCAGCUUGGACAGCACCGAACUACCCCUGGCCCACAACAACAAUAACAACAUCAUCGAAAAGAGAGAGCCCCUCACUCCUCCUGGAGCUAUCCCAGUCCCCAAUAUCAGCGAAUCUCCAGUGCUGCUUUCUCCAGCCCAGACUCUUCAGUUCAAUGUAGUCUCUAAGCCUCAAGUGGUCCAGGUGGCCCCUGUCUCUCCUUCCCCAUCAGGAGAGAUGGAGAUCAGCAAUGACAUAGAUCAGGACGAUAUCCAUGCAAAAGAAAGCGUGGGUUCCAUAUUACAGCGGAUUGCCUCUUUCUCCAGAGUGGAGACUAAAUUGCCUGUGUUUGAUCCAAGUCUGGUCAUCCCCCCAAGUAAUGGCAUCAAGAAAGACUCACCAACAAUACAACACAUGGAGCUCAAGAGAUCUGAAGAAACAGGACAGGAGCAGGGCCUGGAUCUGGAGCCACCUGUCCGGAUGGAGGAGGAGAAGGAGGUCAUGGACGAGAGGGAGGUGGAGGAGAGAGUGGUAGAGAUAGAACGUCCUCUGCCAUGCCUCAAUGAUUCUGACACACAAGGCAUUAUCAAGGGCAGAGAUCUAUUCGGAUAUGUCGGCAUUGAGGCAGUCUUGGACCAGAUGAGACGCAAAACCAUGAAGGCUGGCUUUGAAUUUAAUAUCAUGGUGGUUGGUAAGUGGAACAUUGGUCUGAUUUAGUUGGAGAAAAUAAAUCAGGAUAUGUCCAGUUUGUAUUUUUGACCAGAAUAAUAUCAGGCCCUGAUAAAAAAAAAAAAAAAAA
Pimephales promelas (fathead minnow) is the source of this 1946-nucleotide messenger RNA. The record is from RefSeq and is a predicted model, not a curated record. Lineage: Eukaryota; Metazoa; Chordata; Actinopteri; Cypriniformes; Leuciscidae.